AUGCUUACCCGAUUUGGCAAGGUGAUUCUACAGAUGUUACACUCUAUAACCCCAGAAGAGAGAAUAGAGAACAUAAAUAUAUGGAGGUAUUCUGCGCCCAAUAGACUGCUUAGCUGGCAGACAUAUGGCGGAACAGGAGUCUUUAAAAUAGGCACAGAUGACAGCGACAAUCCGCUGUGCAGCUUUCAAAUUAGAUAUUUCCCGCAGCCACAGGAGAACCCGGUUAAAAACGCGCUGCCUGUGAAUAUUUGGACGCGCGGGCGGCAGUCACUAGGACUAUGCGGGCUUACUAUUCAAUCUAUUCUGUACAAAAAUACUUCUAACUGUACUGACCAGUGGAUUUUUGCACAGAGGCCUUUAGGUGGCUUUUAUAUUAAGCCAUACAAUGACCAAACACUGUGUAUAAAUAAUUUUGAUGACAGCCAGAUUAGAGUAGAAACAUGUCGGCCCGACUUUCCAACCAUGGCUUUUAUGUAUGGAACACCAUCAAUGCGCACGCGGUUCUUGUUUUUGAAUAAGUUGUUGAAUAUGAAUAUUGAUGACGACUCAAAGCUUAAAGAAGAUAUAAAUCGUAUUAUUUCAACUGGCGCAUAUAUGUAUGAGCCGGAUUCAAUAGAAACUAUAUUUAGCCAUAAAGACUUUCCAAUCCAUGGUAUAAAUGAACAGGCACUGGUCAGUACACUAUCCCCAUUCGCGCGUGCAAUUAAAGAGGAAAACCCAUCAGCAGUACAAAAUACUUCAAUAGAACAAUCAACUAGUCUUGUCUUAAACUCUACCAUCGAUAAAAAAGAAGUGGUACCGCAAGAGCCUGUAAGUAGAAUGGCCCUGCCGCCUCCUGUGACGCCAGUAGCCAUGCAUUCGCCCUAUCCACCAAGGCAUUUAUUAGGACCGCAUGGUGGAAUAAGGCUAUCUAAUGCUUUAUAUGAGGCUCGUGAUCUUCUUAGAGAAAGAAGCCCAUAUUUCUCAUUGAGAAGAACUUUAAAUAAGUUCGAUUAAUGAACAGCACCAGCACCUCUAUUUAAAAACAUAAAAUAACAGAAUGAAAUUAUUUGGAAUCGUCUACUGUAAAUAUAAACUUCACUCUAAAAUAGUAUUUGGCAUGUUUUGCAGCCUUAGCUCUACAUAGUAAAGAAGAUGGGAUGUCUAGGUACAUAUAAGAAUAAAGC
This is a messenger RNA of Nematocida parisii ERTm1, 1166 nucleotides long. RefSeq lists its product as uncharacterized. The transcript has a single exon. Bases 1 to 996 code for a protein of 331 amino acids. The record is from RefSeq and is a predicted model, not a curated record. NCBI's taxonomy places the organism in Eukaryota, Fungi, Microsporidia.